AUGUCAUCAAUGAAAAAUAAUAAUGAUACAAAUGUAUCAUCAAGUCAAAAUCAACAAUCGAGUAGUACUGGACAAAGUAAUAAUAGUCAACAACAAUCUCAGAAUUCAAAUACUACGAAGGAAGAAAAAAAUAAUAGUCAACGUGUCGGUGGUAAUAGAUCAACUUCCAAACCUCUACGACGUACACAACGAGCUGGAUUGGUUUUUCCUGUUCAUCGAAUUCAUCGUCGUUUACAAGAAGUCAAUUAUCCUACGCAAAUUCGUGAUGGUACUGCUGUAUAUAUGGCUGGUGUACUUGAAUAUUUAGUUGCUGAAGUUGUUGAAUUAGCAGGUAAUGAUGCUCGAGAUAAUAAACGACGACGUAUUACACCUCGUCAUAUUUUUUUGGCUGUUCAUAAUGAUGAAGAAUUGAAUAAAUUAUGUGAAAAUGUUACUAUUGCUUCUGGUGGUGUUAUGCCUAAACUUCAUGAAGUAUUACUUCAAUCGAAGAACAGUCGUUCCAGUUUGAAUGGUAGAAAAUCAAAUAAUAAAUCGAAUUCAAAAAAACAAGGCAAUACAAGUGUUAGCGAUGGCGAUACGACAGUUAACAGUGUUGAUGAUAAUGAAGAUUCAAUGGAAGAAUAA
Rotaria sp. Silwood2 is the source of this 624-nucleotide messenger RNA. Lineage: Eukaryota; Metazoa; Rotifera; Eurotatoria; Philodinida; Philodinidae. The record is from the annotation of a GenBank genome assembly.